UAUAGUAUGCUCCCCCGUGAAUAUUAGAGGCCAAAACAAAAGACAAGAAAAGGAAGUUGUAAUUAAUUAAGAGCGAGUCAAAACGGGUGUGCCAGUGUGGAUGCUUGGUCUGGGUGCGGACCUCUUGUGGGCCGACAUGAACCGCCUACUGGGCUUCCUCUUCCACCAGGGAGUGCUGGACGAGCACUUCUUGCAGCUUCACCACCUCCAGGACGAGUCCUCCCCAAGCUUCGUCUCCGAGGUCCUCAACAUCUACUUCCACGAGUCUGAGAAGCUUCUCAGCAAUCUCAGAUCAUUGCUCAUGGACAGGGACUUCUCCGACUACAACAAAAUGGGAAUCCAUUUGAAUCAAUUCAUGGGAAGCAGCUCCAGCAUUGGCGCCAAGAGACUCACCACUGUCUGCCUUGCCUUUCGCGCCGCUACUCACCACAGUAACCGUCCUGGAUGCCUGCGAGCCUUGGAGAUGCUGGAACAUGAAUAUUGCUAUCUCAAGAACAAACUGCAUGAACUAUUCCAAAUAGAGCAGCAACGUGCUUUGGCAGCAGCAGCCAGAUACCCACUGCAGAAUAACCAAUAAUAAAAAUCCAUCUCCAUCCGCAUGGAUUAUUUGUUUUAAUAUAUUCCUAAUUAAGCUGGCUGGCGGUCAUCGCCAUUUUGAAUUCUAAUACUUUUCCAUUAAUUAAUGUACAUAUAUAGAAGCCAGCGCUCAUGCAUGCUCGCUCGCGCUCUUCUAAUUAACUCUCUAUUUAAUUCAAUAUAGUCUUCUUUCCAAGACAACUGCAUGCCUGGGCAUGGAACUCAGAUUAACUAUAUGUAUACUCUUGUCAAUACCUUAAUCACUUACACGAUUUUAAAGCUAAGCUUUAUGUUUCCAAAUUCCAUUAACUAAAAGAAAAACGCACCUAGGAAAAAAAGAAUGAACCCGCUUGAAAAUAUUAGAAUAGAAACAGUGAUAAAGUUUGACUAUGACUAAAC
Molecule: messenger RNA, 975 nt
Organism: Arachis ipaensis
Lineage: Eukaryota; Viridiplantae; Streptophyta; Magnoliopsida; Fabales; Fabaceae
Source: RefSeq, a predicted model, not a curated record